Molecule: messenger RNA, 1104 nt
Organism: Fusarium redolens
Lineage: Eukaryota; Fungi; Ascomycota; Sordariomycetes; Hypocreales; Nectriaceae
Exons: 1
Coding region: 1-1104 (367 amino acids)
Cellular component (GO): cytoplasm
Source: RefSeq, a predicted model, not a curated record
AUGCCUUUCACAGUUCUCUCAGACGCCAAUGUCAAUCACAUCCUCGACACGUUAUCUUCAUCUGACGUGACCGAUCUCGCAAACGCUCUCGAGCGAGCCCUCAUUCAAUAUUCAUGCAACAAUGAACAGCAAUACCAACCUCACCGUGCAGUCGUCAACAGAGAUGGCCAAGUCAGCCUGUUCAUGCCCGGAACUACUGACCAAUUACUCGGCGUAAAGAUCGUCGGUGUGACCCCAAGCGAAAAGCUCAAGCCAUCUGAAGCAGGUCUCAAGAGUGUCUUGACUCUGUGCGACGCUAGAGGUCAGGCUAUCGGAACGCUCAACGCAGCUGCACUCACUGCGUUCCGAACUGCGCUGGGCUCAAUGCUGCCUUAUCGAUUUAGGCGUAACACUGAGAACAUCGUGGUGUUUGGUGCGGGGAAACAAGCUCUGUGGCAUAUUCGCUUGGCGCUUCUGUUGAAGGAGAAGGAUAUCAAGUCUGUGACGAUUGUGAACCGUUCUGCUGAGAGAACUCAACAGUUGAUCGAGUCACUUAAGUCGAAUGUUCAAUCUCCAUGGCCAUCGCACAUCAGCUUGCAGGCUUUUGAUCCCAAGGGCGACCGUGAUGCAGCUUUGGAGUCUCUGGUCGUCAAUGCAGAUGUCUUGUUCUUUACAACACCAAGCACGGAACCUCUCUUCCCAGCAUCAUACCUUACUUCUGAGAAGGCUCUAAGCAAGACCCGGUAUCUCGCGGCGAUCGGUUCUUACCGGCUUGACAUGCAAGAAAUCGACCCCGAGCUUCUGAAACAAGUCAUCAACCCGUCUGGGCCCUUUUCAUCUGUGGCGUAUCAAGGCGGAUCUGUUGCUGUCGACAGCCGAGACGGUUGCUUGCAAGAGGCUGGAGAACUGGUUAAAGCUGAGAUCCCUACGGAUAAAAUGCUUGAGAUUGGCCAGUUGUUCCAAAAGAAGAACACGGGGAACCCGGAUGACCUGAACAAAUGGCUUGAAACUGGAUUUGUUAUUUACAAGAGUGUUGGAACAGGUGUUAUGGAUCUUUCAAUCGGUCAAGAGCUUCUUCGAUUGGCCAAGGUGAAGAAUGUUGGUUUGACUGCCGAGGACUUCUGA